AUGGCUCCAGUGAAUUCCAGGUCGUUGCAGCGACGCGACAAUCCAGCAAUCAGCAUUGCCAUCAUCAUAGGCGUGGUUUCUGUCAUCAUUAUCAUCGGCAUCGCCAUCUGGGGCUUUCUCUUGCCAGCAUUGUGCAAAAAGCCGCCAGUUCGGUACUCAGACGAGUAUUUGCUGAAUCUCCGCGACAGAAGAAACAGACCUCCCUCUCCACGCCCUACCCUCCUGCGCAAGAUCCUCAAGAAGCCAAAGAAGAGCGUCCCACGGUACAAUCCACGACUCGAGUCACCAUUUCCGUCCCGCCCUGUUCCUUUGAGCACUUUGCGCUACGAGCCAACGCCGCCUCCUUUCUCCCGGACAUAUCUUGUGAAUCAAUCUGUAAACCACAACGGUGGCUUAUUUGCUCCAGCCAGAGCCCAGCUACCUCCGCGCCGUGACAUUGAUAGCGGGUUUAGCGAGGUACUCUGGAAGAACGAAGAAGUCCCAAAUCAGAAGGCAGCAAGUGGACUCAAUGGCUUGCAUGAGUACAUCUUGCCUGUUCCGGAACCGCUUCCCCUCAAACCGCGGCCAGCUGGAAGACCACCACCGUUGACGAGACAAUUGCAGAAGUUUCCGAUCCCUACAGCAGGACUCAGUCGAAAAGGUGGGCUCAUACACCCUGGCAAACUCUUCCGGGAGCUCGAACAGCAUGACUCCAGCUCGGUAGCUGCGAAGGCGUCCAAUACCUCUGCUCCGAAUUCCGGAACCGCCGAACACUCUUUUUCCACAGAAUCGACUACCUGGGAAACAACGCAUGCCCACCCUUUCACUGAGGAUUUGCAGCUUAAUCAAGUACAUUCUGAAGGUUCAACAACUCUCAGCCGCAGAAGAGAACCCAUUUACGACCACAGUCACCCGUUGGCGGAAGGGCAAGAGUGUUUUGAUCCCUAUACAGGCAUCAAUGCGAGCAACCCACGCCAUCUUAGUCGAACUGGUAUGCUGACGAGACCUGAAACAUCGUUUGCAGAGAUACGGCAACGUUUUGAUCGCGAAGCCAGCAAGGAGAACUCUCAAGCACAGCUGCCCAAACGAGGCUGGACGCCUGCUUCCAAUCCUUUCACGACACCUGGUGGUUCGUCAACUGCUCAAACAUCCCCUGUGGCUUCGAGACACUCGCCUCCGACCCUUGCGUCUCAAUCCGAUGCUCUGAUGCAUGUGGGUGACAAAAAGACUUCAAAUCCGGGUCUCCGCAGUCGUAGACGAACUCCCAGCUCUGCAGCACUCCCAUCGCCAACCAAGCUCACGUCUUCCAAGAAACUUGAGCCUUCCAAGACAAUCAACCGGUUAAGUAGGAAGCUGUCUCCUGCAAAUGUGUUUGGCAAGCGUACGAACCCAACCCCUCCUCUGGAUGUGAUGUCUGCGACCAAGCCGCGAGACCCGACGCAGAGACAUUCCCUCUCUUCGCUAUCUACAGUGUUCAAGCCAAUGCUCGGCUGCGAUCGAAAUAGGCAAAGCCCCUAUGCAAGCAGUACCUACAGCCGUGAGACCAGAGGUAUGAGCUCUACCGGAAGUCCAGGUCUUGACGGAAUGUUCCCUGAUAACAACCAUCUGACAGUGCCCAACUACCGUACCGAUCUGUUGGUAGACACACAGAAGCAUGGGCGGACUGGGUCUAUGGAGGAUGUUAGAUCGAAGAUUGACGAGUGGGAUUUGCACACUGAAAACUUGUAUGACUCGUCGUUCUACUUGGCUCCGUCAAAACUCAAACGUACGAUCUCGGACUUUGGACCCCGACGAUCACCUGCAUUCGACUCUCGUCCUGCACUCAUGUCAAUUGAAGACGUCCAAGAGACUCGAGGUAGCACGUCGCCGGCCCUCAAACCGAAGAUCCGCAUUGAGGAAUGUGACGACGAGGUUUGGGACAAUGGUUUGACAUCGGCUCGCAAUUCCGCGCUUGCACCACCAGCAGGUCAAGGCCAAAGUACUCGGCAAGCCAGUUCUGGACAUGCACGCCAAGACUCGCAAUCGCAAUCGCCAAUGCCGGGAACAGCGCCAGGAGGCAGUGAAUGGAUCUAG
Exophiala spinifera is the source of this 2052-nucleotide messenger RNA. RefSeq lists its product as uncharacterized. The coding region runs from base 1 to 2052 and encodes 683 amino acids. The record is from RefSeq and is a predicted model, not a curated record. NCBI's taxonomy places the organism in Eukaryota, Fungi, Ascomycota, Eurotiomycetes, Chaetothyriales, Herpotrichiellaceae. The transcript has a single exon.